Molecule: messenger RNA, 335 nt
Organism: Linum tenue
Lineage: Eukaryota; Viridiplantae; Streptophyta; Magnoliopsida; Malpighiales; Linaceae
Source: the annotation of a GenBank genome assembly
GAAACACUCGGCUGCUGGUGGUCCUUCUGGAGAAUCCAGGCAAGCUUAGUUCUAUUACCAGCGGCUUUAGUGUGGCAUUGCUUCUUAAGAAUAAUAAGGUUCUCGAUGCAUAAGCACAAACACCAUUGGCAUUUAUUCUGCUCACAAAGGGCAUGAGAUAAUCAUGGUGAUCCAAGAUGAAUAUCCUCCACUGCUCCAUUGCCUGUAGUGUGAACAAAAUCCAGAAUGAAGCUCGCUACUAUGAGAUAUUUCAAGAAAGUUAUGGGCUCCGAUCAUAGUAUCUCCAGUUAUCUUUCUUUGAAGACACCUAUCUUUGAAACUUAUUGCUCAAUCAG